This is a messenger RNA of Oncorhynchus gorbuscha (pink salmon), 12274 nucleotides long. Its product is annotated as peripheral-type benzodiazepine receptor-associated protein 1-like. Gene Ontology annotation, molecular function: protein binding. The record is from RefSeq and is a predicted model, not a curated record. Gene Ontology annotation, biological process: neuromuscular synaptic transmission. Bases 1357 to 8610 code for a protein of 2417 amino acids. The transcript has 31 exons. Lineage: Eukaryota; Metazoa; Chordata; Actinopteri; Salmoniformes; Salmonidae.
ACUUAGAAAGGAGUAGGAUCCUCUCCUGAAGCAACUGGUCCUCCAUUGAGAUGCGGGGUUCGACCGAGGCCACUACGGUAGUUCGAGUAAAUCAAGAACUGUUGUCUUACGUGGGCUUCGGUUGAGGGCUUGUUCUAACUUUAAAUUGUAAAGUUAUUAGUUAUUAUUUUAGUAGCAACCGACUGGGUUAUAACGUUAGCUAUCUAACUUUGUGUGUUGCUGUAGCUACCGUUAGCUAACUGGUGAGAGGUGAGUUUGUAAUGCUGUGUGUUAUGUCUCGUACCUUGACUGUCAUCCACGUGUGGCUACUGGUUUUUAAUUAGCUCCCGGGCUAACUAGCAGUCAGCUGAUUUAACUAGCUAGCUAGUGGCAGACAGAUUAGCCUAGGCAGUCGAUAGUGGCUAAACUAGUACAGUAGCGGAUGCAAGCGAGACGUUAUCUCACUCUUCGCAUGUUUGUUGUCAAUUCUAGCCUCUUCGCUCCAGGAUACCUGUACACACAGCUCCUGGAGCAGAGGCUAUGCCAAUUCUAGUUUUGGGGCACGAUGACGUCAAUUCCAAACAUGGCCAGAGAACUGUCCAUGUAACGUCAAUGAGCUACCUAAUGAACAUUUUAUUAGGCUAAAAACAAACAUGUUAUCCUUGCCUAGCUAUACGGCAUCAACUUUUCUCAAGUGGCAUUGUAUGAUGCCACUUGUUGCAUCCCCGACAUUUUCUUGCUUUAGUGUGCAUAAUCAACUAGCUUAGCUAGCAUGCCUUUGCUAACAUGUCAUCCUUCACUGUGUGUGUGGAUUUGAAUGACGUCUGCUGCACGUGGGCAGGUAGCGAGGUAGGAAGAUGGUUACACAAAUUGAGUGACCCAUUUCAAACUAGUUUGUAGGAUCAAUUACCAGUCAUUUGUCAUGCAUGUGUAUGGAAUUUAACUUUUGAUGACUGUUUUCUCAUCUUUUGUGGACAUGCAAGCAAAGAGUUCCCUAGUCUCACUACAUCAACUACCAACCAAUUCUCAUGAAAGAUAAAUAAAUCAUGCAAUCACAGUGCUUUGACAUCCAUCAAACACUGAUUUGGAUCCUGCCAUCUGAUUUCCUGCCAUCCACCCCCCCCCCCCAUCAACUUCUUUACAGUGAUCUGCUGUGUUAACUUCAUGCUGCUUGUUUGAUAAGUAUCACCCCACUACAUCUCAACCUCCUGCAUGACUCCUCCCCCCCAUAAUCAUCUGGCCCUCAGUCCAACUGCAUGUGUCCUCCCCUUUCCUGAACUGAGAGGGCCUCCACUAAACUGCAUGCGCUCUCCCUUGAACUGAACUGAGUGGGUCUCCCCUCGGCGCGCCUACUUUUCUGUGAGUGCUUCACUGACCAUGGGGAAGGACAGGGGGGGUAAUGCUAUGGUUCUGUCGUCGAAGAGGCCGUGCCACGGGUGGGGGGACCACGGUCGCGACCUGGAAAAGCUGCGUUCGACCCUGGAGGUAGAGAAGUGCCGUAACCAUCAGGCUCACCAGAGGUUCUCUCUGGAGCUGCGUCGGCUCCGCGAGGAGGCUGAGAGGGAGCAGCAGCGGGCCCUGAGGGAGCUGACGGCCAGGCACGAGCGACAGAAGGCCCUGGAACUCCAGCGGCUACAGGAGGUGCUGAGGAGGGAGCAGGCUGCUGAGGUGAGACACCUGCUGAGAUACAAAGGACAGGAGUUAAAGGCGGUAGGCACUGGGCUGGAGAGGGAAGCUGCCACCAGGCAGGCCAGGGAACUGCAGCGCCGGCUGGUUGAGGAGGCCAACACAACCAUCACUAAGUCUGGGUGGAAGAGCAGGGGGGAGAACGUAGACAGAGAGCCUGGUUGUGUUUGCAGCGGUGCCAGCUGCCGUAAGCUGGAGCAGCUGCUGGUGAGGCUGCAGGUUACAGAUAGAGAUGGAGAGCAGGCUGAGUUCCUCCAGCGUCUCAGACAGGAGCUGGAACUGGAGAAAGACCUCUGCCACCUGCUUGAAGUUGACGGACAUGGACGACGACUAGGGACCAGGGAGGUGAAGGAGAGGAACCAGAGCUCCUCCAGGGCUCUCAAAACCAGGCACAGGUCUAAGAGCUGUGUCCAUCUCCUCAGCAGCAGCACCACCCAGGACCAGGAAGAGCACUCCCAUCGCAGUGGGCCUCCACCACUGGCCCGCUCCAUGUCCCUUUCCCAGAGCUCCAAGAGUCCCUCAUCCCCUCCACCCAAGAAGAGAACCAGGAGAGAGCAUAUGAACGUGGCUUCAGGAAGGAACCUCAGUGCAGCUGCCCGCUGCUCCUCUCCCCUGGCUGGGGACACCUGUCGAAGCACCAGCUCCCCUCAGACCACAUCCUCACCCCAUGCAGGCUGGGACCUCCAGUCUAAGUCGCCUGGGUCAGACAAGUCCUCGCCCUCCAAAUACUCUGACAAGGAUAACAUGGAGGACCACAUGGAGAAUGGCACUGACUAUGGGUUCUUGGUGCGUCAGAACUCUGAGCUGCUGCAAGCUCUGGAUGAGAUGGAGAAGACCUGCACCAACCUGAGAGAGGAGAACGGCCUGCUGAGGAAGAGCAGUGUCCCAGAGACUGAGGAGAAGGUGAGGCGUCUGAGGAGGAAGAACACAGAGCUGGCUGUCAUCGCUAAGAGACUGGAGGACAGGGCACGCAAACUACAGGAGGCCAACCUCAAAGUGGUGAACGCUCCAGUUCCGGUGCGGCCUGGGGCGGUGGAGCAGUACAAGAGGGCGUUUGCCCGUCAGAGAGCCCGUGACCUGGCACAGCAUGCAGAUACACUGCUCUACAAGGACAAGGAGAUUGCUGCCCUUCAGCAGGAGUGUAGGCAGCUAGAGACCCGUCUGGGCACAGCGCAGGGCUGCCCUAUCCCGUCCAGCGUGGUGGAGUUUGAGAGGCUGCUGAGGGAGUCCCAGAAGGAGGUGCUGAGGCUCCAGAGGCAACUGUCAGUCUCCUCCUCCAGAGUCACCUCCUCUAAAGAAACCUCCUGCAGGGAGCACAAUGGCCACGACAGGCCCUGCACACCUGAGGAGAAGAGGAAAGAGAAUGUUGCAGCAGAGACCCCGUGUGUGGCGUUAGAUGAGGCUCCAUCCAGGUGUGAGGAGACUCCCAGAGAGGAGGAGGAGUCAGGGUCGCGAGUGACCCCACCCUCACUGGGCCUCUGCCCCGCCCCCACCCCUAGCCUCUCCCACCAGGAGGAGCACACAGAGGAGCAGCGACUACAGUUGCUGGAACAGGAGCUGAGUAAGAAGAGAAAAGAAUGUGAAAACCUUGAGCAUGAAGUAAGGAAGAGACAGAAGAAAUGUCUAGAUUUGGAGAGCCUGCUUGAGGAUGAGCGGGGCAAAAAUGAACAACUAGAGGAGGAGGCAGAUCUCCUCAGGAGGAAGGCACAGCCGCUCGACCAGGCCCGGGUUGAGAAUGAGGAGCUGAGGGAAGACCUCUCUGAAGUGACCGCUCAACGUGAUUCAGUUCUCGAGGAGAACCAGAGACUCCGUGCCAAACUGGAGAACCUAGAGCAGGUCCUAAAGCAUAUGCGAGAGGUCGCCGAGCGAAGGCAGCAGCUGGAACUAGAACAUGAGCAGGCACUGGCUAUCCUCAAGUUUAAACAGGAUGAGAUCAAACGGCUACAGCGGGCUGAGUUUUUUGCCAAGAGGGAGCAUGAGGGGGUGGUACAGUUGCUGGAGACAACUCUGGACUGCAUGCAGUCUAAGGUGCGCGAGUUGGAGGAUAAAUGUCGCAGCCAGAGUGAACAGUUCGGCCUGCUCAGCCAUGAGCUGGAGACCUUCCGACUGCAGGCCGGCAAACUGGACCUGGCCGGCUCCGCACUCCUCACUAACCAUGCCCUCUGCCAUCUGACCAACGGUGUGGGCCUCGCUGGGGAUGUGGCGGCAACUCUCCAGAUGGGGGCCACCCCUCACGCUGCGGGUCUCACACGCUCCCCCACCACCAAGCACCGUGAGCUGCCCACCAUCAGCCUGACCAAGUCCUCCAGCUCCCCCAAGUCUGUCUCUGACACCACCCACCUCUCCCCAAAGUCGGCCGAGUCCCACCACAGCCCCCAUCACAGCCCACGCAGGACCAGCCCCACGCCACACGAGGUUGACACAGCCAGUGAAGUGGAGGAGUUGGACAUUGAUGUGUCCCCAGCACCUUACACCGCUCUCAGAGGAGCCGCCAAGCUACAGGUCUUCAUCGGCAGAUACAGCUAUAACCCCUAUGAUGGUCCAAAUGAUAACCCAGAGGUGGAGCUGCCACUCACCGCUGGGGAGUACAUCUAUGUUUAUGGCGGUAUGGAUGACGACGGCUUCUAUGAAGGUGAGCUGAUGGACGGGCGGAGAGGGCUGGUCCCCUCCAACUUUGUGGAGCGCGUCUCAGAUGACGACAUGAUGAGCGCCCACGUUCCAGAGGGCACGGACAUAUCCCACAACUCCUUGCUGGACAGCAGCCUGCACAGUGCCAGCCACCAGCACCACCUCCGCCUGGGGAGCCCAGGUACCUCUGAGAGGACCGACCCUACGUUUGCAGCCUCCAACCCAGGUCCCCUAUCCGUCUCUUUCCCCUCAGGGGAGCAGGUCCCGGCCCCCACGGACCCCUCCCUCCGACCCCUCCUCUCCCCAGCCCCCCUCACCAACGGCCUGGACCUAGACCUGGAGGUGGGGGUGGACACUGUGCCUUACCCGCGCAAGCUCACCCUCAUCAAACAGCUGGCCAAGAGCAUCAUCAUUGGCUGGGAUGGGCCCCUGGUGCCAGCGGGCUGGGGCAAUGUGUGGAGCUACAAUGUGUACGUGGACCAGGAACUGAGGCUCAACGUGCCCUUCGGCUCUCAGACUAAAGCUGUCCUAGAGAGACUAGACGUCAAUCUCAAGGCCUAUCGAGUGUCUGUGCAGAGCCUGACUGAGCGCGGCAGCUCAGACCAGCUCCGUUGCUCCAUGCUGGUGGGCAGGGACGUAUGUGUGGCGCCCACCCAGCUCAGAGUCGACCGUGUCACCGCCACCUCGGCCAGCCUGUCGUGGCUGCCCAGCAACAGUAACUAUGUGCACAUUGUGUCCUUGAACGAGGAGGAGAUGGAGCUGGUUAAGGCUGGCAGCUACUCGCUGUGUCUCAGUAACCUUACGCCCAGCCUGCACUACACGGUCAAGGUGGAGGCUCGGCCACACCAAACCCCCUGGGAGCUUCCCCAGGAGAGGCGGGAACACAAGACCGCCACCACUACCUUUACCGUGCUGGCCGCAGGUCCCCCUGAUGCUCCUCUGGAUGUGCAGCUGGAGCAGGGGCCCUCCCCGGGAAUCGCCCUUAUCAGCUGGCUGCCUGUCACCAUCGAUGCUGCUGGGACCUCCAACGGAGUCCGCGUCACCGGAUACACCAUCUAUGCUGACAAGAAAAAGGUGUUGGAGGUGUCAUCCCCCACGGCAGGCAGUGCCCUAAUGGGCCCGUCUCAAAUCCAGUCUCUUAUGACGGCCCACCAGCUCACCGUGCGCACCAUGUCCGGCCACGGGGAAUCCACCGACUCUGUGCCAGUCAACGUGCCCGCCAAGCUAGCCGCCAUCAUGACGGACCAGGCCUCGGCUACCUCCGCCCCUUGCUCCUUGUCACCCCCCGUUCACCAGUCACCACCCUACCAGUCACCCCCUGCCCACCAGUCACCCCCCUUCUUGUCUUCAUCACCACCCGUACAGCCCCAAUCCCCGUCCUAUGGGAACUCAGCUGCCAAAGUCUCCACGCUACCCUACGCCACGGCCUCACCGCCGCUAGACGCACACGCCAUGGUCCCUAACGGGGGGCUGCCCUCUGCCAACUCUCCCCCAGUCCACACCCUCCACACAGAGGCCUCCUCCCCACUCCCUGCCUCGUACGCAGAGGCCUGGGCCAACCCCUUAGCAAAGUCUCCUGCUCCCCCUCGGGAUGCCUUGGCAAUGCAUGAGGCCACCAUGUCACCUCCCGUAGCACCAAACUAUCAGGCCAAGUUGCCAUCAGUACCAUCAGCCUAUGAGGCUAUGAUGUCACCACCAAUACAACCAGCCUAUCAGGCCAUGCUACCACCAGCCUCUCACAUCAACACAACGGUCAAUGCAGCCUUGCCCCCCAGCCAGAGUCCAGUCCCAGGCCUAGUGCCAGCAGCCAUGGAGCAGAGCAGAGCAGUCACAGAAAUCCCCGGAGCUCCCCGUCCCGUCAUGUCCAUCACAGACUUUCUCCCCAUGGAGGACUACUCCCGUGCAAACCUUUCAACCCCUGAGCCCUGCCCCACCCCACCCCAGGACAGACACUCUCUCCAGCCCCCCAAAGCCCCCUCUCCCCUGGAGUCAGAACCAGACUACUCCAUGGAGAGGUCGACCACACGCCUGGUGUCCAUGGAGGAGUUCCUCAGGCAGGAGAAGGACCCAGGCUUCAGCAGGCAGCCACAGGGUUAUGCUGUUGGCCUGGUGGAGCCUCCGUACGGUGCAACAGAGAACAGUAGGGGCUCGGACCUGUCUGAUAUCCUGGAGGAAGAGGAGGAGGACAUGUACUCAGACCCCCCUGGACCCGCCCUGGCCCGGGGAUACACCACAGGAGCCGACAGGCCAGACCAGUGGGAGGUGCCAGACAGUGACGAGGAGAUUCUGGAGAGUAUCCUGAAGCUUCCUCCACAGGCCCAGGCUCAGGCCUACCACUACCAUCACGGUCAUCAUCACCUCAACAAGCACCUGUUCAGCAUCCCAGAGGUCACUGAUGAAGAAGACAACAGCGUGGACGAGGACUAUAAUCACCGUCGCCACCGAAGACAGUCCCAAGCCAGGCCCAGCCGCACACACCUCCAACCCGAUGACCCCCACUACCACAGAACCCGAGACCAGCCCCACCACCACCACCACCACAGCAGCAGAGCUGAAGCCAAAGAGCCUUUACCCAGACACAGUGGUGGUGGUGCUGUUGUCAGGGCUCGGCCCCAGCACAGGGUCCACUACGCAGACAGAGUAGACAGCAUCAGCUACCCUGAGGAGGGGGAGCUGGUCCUCGGGCCCAGUAAGGAGAUGUGGGUGCGUCAGGCCCCCCAGAAGGUCCACAGCAGUGGGGGUAGGAACGGAGUGGGGACGGUUGCCCUGGUAGGCGGGCUAGGGGACAGGCUCAGAAGAGAAGCCUUGCUACGGAGUCAGAUGGCGGUCGCUGCGUUAACGUCCCAGGCCACCGGCCACGCACCAUGCUCCUACCUAGUCAGCAAGACCGUUCGGACGGUCAAGUCCCCUGUGGGCUCGGUAGCAGAGAUCGACAUUGAGUAUGGGACUGACGAGGAGGAUCCAUUGACCUAUGACCGCGGGGAACGCGGGGAGGUGGUGGUGGAGCAGAUGAGUUCUGAGUGGUGGGUGGAGGGGUCACCACCUGACCCCCUCACGCUGGCCCUGCGCCGGGGAAAACCUGCCCUCCAGGCCAUUGCAGCUGCUGCAGCAGAAUGGGAGCCUGGCAGAGACCUGUCGAUGGAGGCUAGUGCUGGGUGGAGCGGACAGGCUGAGCUCUCUCCUAAGCUGACCAGGGCAGAGGCCAGGCAGGAGCUCAAUGAGAGCAUGGAGCCUGCGCGGCCUAUAGGAGACAACGAGGUGCGUAUCUUUGUAGCGCUGUUCCCCUACGACCCGGUUAACAUGUCCCCGAACCCUGAUGCUGCUGAGGAGGAACUGCCCUUCAGAGAGGGACAGAUCAUCAAGAUCUACGGAGAUAAAGACUCAGACGGGUUCUACCACGGCGAAUUGAACGGUCGUCACGGUUACGUACCGUGUAACAUGGUGUCUGAGAUUCAGGUGGAGGAUGAGGAGACCAGAGAGACACUCCUGCAGCAGGGCUUCCUGUCUACCCACGCAAACAUGGAGAAGAUAGGCACUCGCUCACAUGCAAAGCUUCCGCGUCGGCCUGUCCCACCGCCGAAACCGAGACGAUCCAAGAAAGUUGAGUCUACUGCAAUGUGGGAGGAUAGCUUAGAAUCUUCCAGUCAAGAUCCCAGCCAGUCUGGUGUUGCCAUGGCGAACCCAGCAGGUCCCGUUCCUCGCAAGAUGAAGGCCAUCUUUGACUACGACCCUCGAGAGAGUUCUCCCAACGCUGACAUUGAGGCGGAGCUGACCUUCAGUGCCGGGGACGUCAUUUAUGUGUUUGGUGACAUGGACGAUGAUGGCUUCUUCUAUGGCGACCUGAACGGACACAAAGGCCUGGUCCCGUCUAACUUCCUGCAGGCUAUGCCAGAGGCUCCUCGGAAAGCCCCACCACCCGACCCUCAGCCUCCGCCUCUAGCAGAGCCCAGGAAAGAAUUACAGGUGAGCCCGAGCACCUCCAUGGAGCAGACAACACCAGAGGAGGUUCCACAUUCACCCCUACAGACAGGGCUGACUGGCCCAGUCCACACACACAUCCACCACCUAGACCUGAAUCCAUCCACAGCAGCAGCCAUGAUAGACCCCUCCAUGGACCCUGGCCCAGGCGCAUACUAUCCCAAACCAGCCCCAAGACAAGCCGCCCCCAGAAUCAACACCUCUCCACCCCACGUUCCACCAGAAAGCCCCUCAAAAACAGACCAGACAGAUGCCUCCCCACCAGGCAAGAAAAAGAAAGGCUUCUUCUCCAAAGGGAAGAAGCUUUUCAAAAAGCUUGGAUCCAGCAAGAAGGAUUGAAACUUGGGACAUUUACCCCCCUCUUAUUGAAAGCACUUUUACAUGUUUGUUAUCAGUCUUUGUUGUCUUAGUCUAUGUUCAUUUAGUUGGAGUGUUCUGUCAUUACAGAUACACUAACUUGGCCUUGGCCGAUAUUAUACAGCUAAAUAUACCGCUUCAAUGGGCUUUCUUGAUAAUACCAGCUGUCAAUAGUAAUGGAUUUUUUUUAAGGCACUAUAACUCCACUAUGUGUAGGACAAGGUCUAUGAGGAGAUUAUUGUUUUUAAAUACGUUUUUGUAGGGUUUUAGGAUAAAUGUUGAAAAUGGGAUCUGUGGUAAACACAGGCUUAGGAGAUCUUAUACGUUUUUUUUUAUGAGAUCAUCUUCAUCAGCUAAUGUCACUUUUUGUGAACUUUCAAGCAUUUAUGUUAGGAAAAAAAGAACAUAAAGGCUUCAUAAUUCAUAAAGGUUAUGUUAACUGACUGAUAUUAUUUCAUAGAACAGAAAGUAUAAGAUCUCCUAAGCUUGUGUUAGUUAACCUCAGACCUUAUUUUCUACAUUUAUUUAUCCCAAAACCCUGUUCUUUCCCCAUUAAUUUUCCCCAUAGGAAUGGUUGAACAAACCAAAGGUAACUCAUUUCUGCUUUUUUACGACUACAAGCUGGCGAGCUCUAUAUGUGGAGCAUAUUUUGUCUGUAUCCGAAAUGGCACCCUAUUCCCUUUAUUGUGCACUACUUUGGGAAUAGGGUGCCAUUUCAAACGCAGAGAUUGUCAUAUAUAAAACGUGGCAGCAUCACUGACAGCAUGCUAAUGAGCAUGUUGAAGUAUUUAAACUCCUAACCUGUGCUGUGCUUACAGGCUGCCUCUAAAUACCCACCAAUUACCUAAUACGUGUUAACCAUUAGUAGUCCGCACCACUCUGUGAGGGUUUGUACUUAACGUUCAUCUGGAAGGAUUGGAUUUGCUUUGAGUUGAUCAGAUGCAGAGGUGAUGUUCAAAUGCUGCUCUAGACUCCCCAUCGUUAGCUUUUCUACGGUCCAACUCUAUCCGUGGUCCAACUCUAUUCGUGGUCCAACUCCGUCCAUGGUUCAACUCCGUCCAUGGUUCAACUCCGUCCAUGGUUCAACUCCGUCCAUGGUUCAACUCCGUCCGUGGUUCAACUCCGUCCGUGGUCCAACUCCGUCCGUGGUCCAACUCCGUCCGUGGUCCAACUCUGUCUGUUGUGGUUCAACUCUGUCCGUGGUCCAACUCCGUCCAUGGUCCAACUCUGUCUGUUGUGGUCCAACUCUGUCCGUGGUCCAACUCUGUAUGUGGUCCAACUCUGUCAGUUACACUGAGGAUGGAAGAAAACAUCUCUUUAUCUGUUGCCUGCUGUUUCUCAUCCCUGUAAGUUUUCAGGUCGAUCUGGAAUCUAUUCUACAUAGAUGUAUUUUAAACACCAGUUUGGUCAGUGAGUCGCUCUCUGUCCCAUAUCAAAAGUAUUGUUUUUAACGCUAAUUGUACACUUUCACUCAUUAUGAGCUCACUACAGUAUAGCUGAAUGGAAGUUUAACUCCGUCCAUUAUGAUUGACAACCAUAAAGUCAUUUAUUUUAGAUCGUUGAAGUUGAGUAUGUUUGGUAAAUUGUGUUUUUGGUCUGAGGAAGGAUGGAUCUUAUGGCCUCCUGAAGUGUGUAGACAAAGCGAGACUGACGGUGGCGAGACUGAAACCUAUCUAUGCUUUUCUGUCUAACGUUGGCGCACAGAACUCAUACUCGUGUGUGUGUGUGUGUGUGUGUGUGUGUGUGUGUGUGUGUGUGUGUGUGUGUGUGUGUGUGUGUGUGUGUGUGUGUGUGUGUGUGUGUGUGUGUGUGUGUGUGUGUGUGUGUGUGUGUGUGUGCGUGUGCGUGCGUGCGUGCGUGCGUGUCUGGGCGUGUAUGGGGUAAUUUCCUGUCACUGUACUGUCAUAGUAUAGUCCAGGGUCUGUCUUGAGUCUGUCCUUAUUCUUUCGGUGUAGAUGUUUAUUUUGUAAGGACAAUGAACACUAAAACGUUUGGAAGUGUUCAUUUUAUUCUACCAUGGUUAACAACUCAACUCAUGCACUGUAGCUGCAUUGUUUGAUCCAGCUGCUCCAUCCAGUAUAAUAUGCAGUAAUAGUUUUCUGAAGGUGUCCAAAUGACAGGCGAAGUUAGUAAAUGUAAUAAGUUGGUUUUAUUUGUGUGUUGUGUUGAAUACAGGGCUGGUGUUAAAUGUUAAUCAUUUCUCAGGUUCAACUAGUUUUAGUCACUCAGCUCUGCUCGGUUGAGCCACCUCGUUUCACUAAAAUGUGUCUGUUGAACCGCAGAGGGAGAUUCUUGCCAAAACAUUAGGUGCUUUAUCCGUUACUAUAACGAGGAGAUAUCAAGCAUGAAACACCAGGGGUGUGUUCAUUGGGGUGAAAUAGCUCAAAAUAUACAGCAUAGUAUGUUCUACCUAAUAACAGCCUAUGUGAGACAUGUUUGUUCUAUAGGCCACAGUUUUAUCUGCAACUUUCUGAACAUUGCUUGCGACCCAUUGGAUUAGCCCCAGCAGAGGGCGGAGUCUAAGCACACCUACUCCAGACGUUGGAGGAGGCAAAUUGGGUUUCUUUGAUGCUAUGAAUGUUUUGAGUUUUAUUUAUGUAUUAUUUUAAUUGUAUAGUUCUAUCAGUGUUACAAAUUAAAAGGGACCAUAACGAAUAGCAGAAAACGAGGAAACAUCGGUUGCGCCACUUUUGAGCUGGCCUUGAAUAAUCCUGGUAAGAAAGCAGAGAUGAUAUAUCAGUGCUGUACUGUACGAGUCGGGUUGUACUUUAAAGUGGCUGAACAUUUACAGUGGAUAUUUGUAUUACUUCACAGCCUUUAAUGGACAAAUGUUCCCCUACCUACCUGCUCUAAUCUGUAGUCAGAAAGCUAGUAGCAUUCAUUGUUGUUGCAAGCUUUAGGAGCGUACUACUACUGCCCAUGUCUGUCACCACACAGGCUACAUCUACCCUGCUCCUGCUCUGCUAUCUAAAUAGGACCUUAACCCUUAGCAAGCAUUUUGAUAUAGUUGACAUAAUAUUUAGCCUUACGAGACCUGUUUAGUCUUAAUAUGUUGUUUACACUACUUUAUUGAUUGCAUGCAUAAUAAUGUUGUUAUACCCAUAUUUGGCCUUAUUUAUUAUCGUCAUAUUUAUGUAUAGGUCUAACGUUACUUGGCAUUAUGUUUGCAAUAUUUUAGUCAUCUGAUUUGAUUAUUGAUGCAGUGGAAGCCAAGUGUGGAGUAUUAUGGAGUUUCAGGAGUCUGUGUGUGUAUGUGUAUUAUAAUUUACAGCUAGCUGUAAGUGCGGCACUAUGGGGCUUUGGACUAUAAGGUAUGAUCAUAUUUUCAUACAGAGAAUGGAACUUUUUGUUGUCUUUCCUGACCUGUAUAUAUGCUUUCUUUUGAAAACAAGGGGAAGAUUUACCUUUUGUAUCUUAAGGUUUGUAUUAACCAUUUUUGGAAAAGCUCACCUGUAAAUAUGUUUUUGUUUUGAUUUUGUUAAUAUUGUUUUUCAGAUGUCUUUUUUGCAUGUGGAGGCAGUGUUGUUGAUUUGAGGAGCAAUAACUCAGAAGUAGUGCACAGAGGACUUGUUGACUUGAAAUGGUGGCGAUUUCUUUCAAUAUGGAUCUUUUUACAGGAAUAAAGUAUAUUUUCACAUAAAAAGCA